Vespula vulgaris is the source of this 1627-nucleotide messenger RNA. RefSeq names its product nuclear migration protein nudC (gene nudC). Gene Ontology annotation, biological process: protein folding. The record is from RefSeq and is a predicted model, not a curated record. Gene Ontology annotation, cellular component: cytoplasm. The coding region runs from base 116 to 1132 and encodes 338 amino acids. The transcript is spliced from 7 exons. NCBI's taxonomy places the organism in Eukaryota, Metazoa, Arthropoda, Insecta, Hymenoptera, Vespidae.
AGAGAAACGUGUAGUAACACACCGCAACGUAGCUUUUUUCCAACGUCGGUGCUUGUAAUUUCUCUCGCGACAUAUUUUAAAUACUUUUUAAUAAAAUUAAAGAAAAUACGAUACGAUGUCAAAGAACGAAGAGAAAUUUGACGGAAUGUUGCUGGCAAUGGCCCAGCAACACGAAGGUGGUGUACAAGAUCUGUUAGAUACAAUCUUCAAUUUUUUGGCAAGGAAAACAGAUUUUUACACAGGAGGUGGCGAAGGUGCAGCCGAAAAGCUUGUCACUGGUAAAUUUAAAAAAUACGAAGCGACUGCUUUAGCAAAAGCUGCUGCUGAGAAAGCAGAGCGUGCGGAACAAGAAAGAAGACGCAAGGAAAGAUUGGAGAAAAAGAAGAAGGAAGAAGAGAAAACCGAAGAGGAACAAAUGGAUACCGAUUCUAGAAUAGUGGAAUUAACGGAUGAGCAGGCAGCUAAGUUACAAGAAGAGAUAGAUAAUAAAAAGUUAUCUAAAGAAGUAGCGGCUGUUCCUGGACCUAGUGGCGACAAUGCCGGUGGUGAAUUGAAGAACGAUAACGCAGAAAUAGACGACGAAGAAGAGGAUGAGAAAGAAAAAAAUAAACUAAGGCCUAACAGCGGCAAUGGUGCAGACAUGCCAAAUUACAGAUGGACGCAGACUCUUCAAGAAGUGGAGAUCAGAGUGCCACUGAAAGUGAACUUCUCAGCCAGGCCGAAAGACGUGUCGGUAACGAUCACGAAGAAACAUCUUACCUGCGGGGUGAAAGGACAACCACCGAUCAUUGACGGUGAUUUCCCGCACGAAGUCAAAUUAGAGGAAUCCACGUGGGUUAUAGAAGACGGGAAAGUACUUUUGAUCAAUUUGGAAAAGGUUAACAAAAUGCAAUGGUGGGCUCACGUGGUUACUUGCGAUCCUGAGAUUAGCACGAAGAAAGUGAAUCCUGAACCAAGUAAAUUGUCCGACCUUGAUGGUGAAACCAGAGGCCUCGUCGAGAAGAUGAUGUAUGAUCAAAGACAAAAGGAACUUGGUUUGCCGACUUCGGACGAACAAAAGAAGCAAGACGUGAUAAAAAAGUUCAUGGAGCAGCAUCCAGAGAUGGACUUCUCAAAGUGCAAAUUUAAUUAAAAUACUUUGUAAUCGAUUCGAUCAGAAGUCGUUGAAUAUGAACGCGUUUCAUCCUUAUAUGGCGAUUGUCCUGUAACCCGUUGAUGUACGUACACCGGCCUGUAAAAAGUCGAAUACGUUGAAAAACGUAUUAUAAAUGUUUGUUUUUAUUCCGUUGGCUAUCGUAACAACCUUCACGUUUGCUUUCUUCGAACGGAGAGGUUCUGUACGAAAAGACACAUAGUCCGUAAUGAACUAACGCUAUAGGAGGGCAGCACCCUACUACGUCGAAUCGAUUUUAACUGUUGUAAAACAGAGAACUAUCUUUCCAAGUUAAACUUUUCUUUUUAUACUUAUGUUCAAUCACACGCAUUUCUCAUUCCUACGUGAGCUGAAUAGAUUGACGAAUUGACAGCACAGACAGGCUGCACAAAUGUAAUAAUUUUCAUUUACACUUAUCAUUGUAGACAUUACGUUUCUUAUGAUCAAAUAAAGAAUUUGCGAAUACACACUGAA